CGCUCCAUGCAACAUUGCUGAGAGUCCUUCCUGUUUUACAAAAUUACAAGGAAGCUGCAACAACUGGAUAGUCGCAUACCCUGCUAAUGGAUUCACCUCAGUGAUCACUGAGAGGAAAGGACCCAUGCUCUUUCAUUUUUGUGCUGCGACACCACCCCUGUUCGUAUUGUGGAUCAUCAUGGCCCAGGUUGCUGGCCAGGAGGAUAGAGAGAAAACUACUGCACUGAAAGAUUUGCUGUCAAGAAUAGACUUGGAUGAACUGAUGAAGAAAGAUGAACCUCCUUUCGCUUUCCCCAAAACCUUGGAGGAGUUUGAAUAUGCCUUUAAUGAAUAUGGCCAGCUCCGCCAUAUAAAAACGGGUGAACCCUUUGUGUUCAAUGCCAGGGAGGAUCUCCACCGCUGGAACCAGAAACGCUAUGAAGCUCUUGGAGAGAUCAUCACUCAGUAUGUUUAUGAGCUGUUGGAGAAAAAGUGCAACAUGACUAAAGAAACCCUGCCAGUGGAUGCCACAGAAGAUGAACCCACCGGUUUUAUCUACCUCAGCCCAGAUGCCUUAUCCAACCCAUCUAAGCUGCUGGUGCUGAUCCAGGGCAGUGGUGUGGUGCGGGCUGGUCAGUGGGCCCGUAGGCUAAUCAUCAACCAGGACUUGAACUCAGGGACACAGAUCCCCUUCAUUGAAAGAGCCAUGCAGGAGGGCUAUGGCGUGAUGGUGCUCAACCCCAAUGAGAACUAUUUGGAAGUGGAAAAAUCGACAAAGUCUCCCCUGCCCUCUCCGACGGAGACCUCCGACGAACCCGCUGAAAAGAGGGAGCGCAAAGACGAUAAAGAGGGCAAAAAGAAGAAGGAAUUUUAUGAGAAAUACCGUAACCCACAAAGAGAGACUGAGACAGAACGGAUUCCUAUACGAGAAAACGGCUCCUCAGAGGAACAUGUGCUGUACGUGUGGGACCACUUUGUGUCCAGAGCCGCAGCCAAGAAUGUCUUCAUCAUGGCCCAUAGCUAUGGAGGACUGUCUUUCGUUGAGCUGAUGAAUCAGAGGGAAUCAGAGGUGAAAAACAAAGUAUGUGCCGUGGCUCUGACUGAUUCUGCUCACAACAUCUGGCUACAGGAGACCACAAAGAGCACACAGGACUGGAUGCAGGAGCACUGUCGUAACUGGGUAUCAAGUCCAGAGCCCUUGGACACAACACUGGAGCCCAUGAUGCCAGACUGCCCCAGAGUCUCUGCAGGCACAGAGAGGCAUGAGCUGACUUCCUGGAUGAGUUUCGACUCUAUCUUCAGGUUCUUCAGUGAGUUCCAUGCAAAAGAAGGCGAGGAGGCAGAGGAGACUUCCAACUCUGUCACCACACGCAGUGGCUCCCACAAAAACAGGCACCAAGAUUUGUAGAGAACCAUCAACAGUGACUCGAAACAAGAGGAGAUUUGGGGAGGGGGGCAGAGGUUAAAGUGCAGAAAAGGUCCUCUGAUAUUUUUUUUUUAAAUUUUCUCUCUCUUCCUCUGUAACCUCCUACCAGAUUUCCUUCCCCACUGUUUUCCCCGAGUGUCAUUUCUUCCUCCCAGCCUUUCCUGACUCUGCACACGCAUAGCCUUCUUGUUGUAAGAGACAAGAGUACAGGGUCACUGUGUAUACAUCACAAUAACGUUUUGCAUUACUUCUGGUUGAGUGCAACUGUCAAAGCAAUAUGGGCCUGAGUGUUAGUGCUUCCCGUGGGCUGUGGCCUGGCUGCGGGUACGGGCCACAGCAGCAGAGAUUAAGGUUGACAGGCGCUGUGCACAAUGCGCUGUGGUGCACCUCUAAUUGUCCUGACAUCAGCCUGAACUGAGCUAAUGCCCCGCCUGCCCUCCAGUCUGCACCGCUCAGUCUCCUCUCCAUCAUCCCCCCCGGUCCUAAAGCCUGGACCACUCACCCUGAAAUUAGCUCAUGCCGUGUGGUACGUUGUGGUAAGUUUGGUAUCAUUUCAGUUUUUUUAAUCCUGUACCGACCGCAAGUAUUUUUUUAAUAAGAGUGAAUACUCUUAACUCAUUUGUUUAACAGCAGUUGUUUUGAUUGCUUCAUAUUUAUUGUUUGACUCAUCCACACACAUAAUCAAAGAAAACUUUUAAACCUCAUUUUUCUCAUUCAGAUUUGUGAGUGUGAUUCUAACCUGUUUCUUUUUUUCUUUUCCUUUUUUUUUGGAAUUGCAGUUAUUAUAAUAAGAGAGACUUUUUGUAAUUUCUGAAAUUUGAAGGCAGUGUCUCAUACAGACACUAUGACUAUGAUUUUAUUUUUUAAUAUUAAGCCAAUAUUUUCUCAGCACAAGUAAGUGAGUAAGUGUUUACUUUAGUGUAUCUAUGAGUUUGAUUUGCAAAAGUGUGGCGAGCUCAUUUCUCUGGUUAUUAUAAAUAUAUAUACUUUUUCCUUUUUUUCCAGUUUGAUAUCCUUGAAAUUGAUGUCUGUGGCUGAUUGGAUGUGAUGAAACAAAUAAAACAAACACAACCUGUUCUGAAUAUGGAAAAUUCAGGACACUGAGCAUAUUUAAAAUCAUUUAAAGUCAGGCAUCAAAAUGGGUUCGAGAGAUAUCUCAUUUUAACGGGAGCCAGAAGUCAGCUCACAACACUCAUAAAGCCUCAAUAUAUUGCCUUACACAUGUCAUGAAAUCCAAGAUUUCAAUAUUAUUCUAAGCCGGAAUGAUAUUUCCUUAGAUGUUGGAGAAAUGUAACAUAUCAGUUUUUUUCCUCACACCAAAGUACUCUUCUUGUGUACUUAGAAGUGACAAAGUCAGCUCCCUGCUCAGCUGCAUAUAAUCUGACUGUGUGACUUAAACAUGAUCUUUUUUUUUCCAUAAAGCUGGUAUGUUUUAUAAAGCACUCAAGGCUUAAUGGAGUACAUUUCUAAUGUGUCAUGGCAUUAGUAAACCCCCAAAUUGCAUACUAAAUCAUAUGAUACCUUAGACACACAUUCUCAAACAUUCCUACCCUUUUCUAUCCUUUUUUUAAACAGUUUCCAUUGUUAAACUUCCACACUGAACACUGAAAUCCUGCCUUUUCUGCCCACUGUGUGUAUGGUUGAAGGCUUUUGUGGAUUAUCUUUCUGCUGUAAUGAGACAAGUGCGGCUGAUGGUUGCAGGCCUAAUUUCCUUUUAAUUUGAUUUAGAUCUCUCCAGGUUUCAGCAAAAGAAGUUGGCUUAUUAUUUGAUUUGAUGAGUUUCAUUUCAAGAUAUCUUUGCUCAUCUUUCUCCUUUUCAACUAUGAUCAGUUCAUUUUUCACUCUACAAUUUGUAUAUUGUUGCCUUAGGAAUAAACAAGAUUCUGCUCACUGUUUUUUUUUUUUUUUUAAUAAUAUCCAGCAAGCCAUAUGUGAAGGGAACUAAAGAUGUAAGAGCAGCCUAAAUCCAAAGCACAGUUUGGAAAUAAAAGGGGAAUAUUUUUCGCCAAUUGUUCUUGAAGUCAUUAUUUUUUGCAGAUGGUUUAUUAUUUGUUGCAUUGGAUUGAGAAACACGCCUAUUUUGUUUAAUCACAGCACAAGCUUUUUGGUUUUAUGAAACUGAAAGUUUCCUGCCAGGUUUCAUUUUUUUUCUUGUAUUCUCAAAUAGUUUCAUUCUCUUUUGAUCCAUUUCAGUUUUGAAGGUCUUAAUUAUUUUCAACGCUUCUGCAGCACAGCAAUUACUGUACUUUUACAUGAUUUCAUUGUUGUAAUAACCCAUUAAAACAAAGCAAAUAAACUUUAAAUCUUGAUUUUUAAA
Molecule: messenger RNA, 3722 nt
Organism: Oreochromis aureus
Lineage: Eukaryota; Metazoa; Chordata; Actinopteri; Cichliformes; Cichlidae
Gene: arb2a
Product: family with sequence similarity 172 member A
Exons: 11
Coding region: 125-1387 (420 amino acids)
Biological process (GO): regulatory ncRNA-mediated heterochromatin formation
Cellular component (GO): nucleus
Molecular function (GO): siRNA binding
Source: RefSeq, a predicted model, not a curated record